Messenger RNA from Punica granatum (pomegranate), 2113 nucleotides. The record is from RefSeq and is a predicted model, not a curated record. NCBI's taxonomy places the organism in Eukaryota, Viridiplantae, Streptophyta, Magnoliopsida, Myrtales, Lythraceae.
CCCCAACAGCUUCGUGUCUUUAUCCAUACCUUUUUUGUCCUCUCCUUCUCUUCUUCCCUCCCCCCCAAACUUCAACCCCUUCCUCUGUACUUCGACCCUGCGAAGCUCCCGAUCUUCCUUUUUCUGUUAAUUAUUAUUAAUGUCUUCUUCGUCUUCCUCCUCUUCAUCUUCAUCAUCAUCGGAAGAUGGCAAUGGAAGAAGAGCAGCCGCAGCCCACGAGGGCCCUUCAUCCCCCCGCAGGCGCCGCGCUGGGGCCAAUGACGUCUGGCCCGAGCCAUUCCUCGAGGCCCUCGCUGCCGAAGUUGCUAUCGAUGCCGCCCGCUCCUUCGGCCGCCUCGCCGCUGGGCCUGCCCUCGCCAACUUAUUUCAGGUCGGCCGAACGUGGUGGGCUGUGAACGGGUCGGACCUCUUGUGGGCCCGACUGACCCGGCAGAUCUGGGGGCGGACCCACUUAACCUAUGCCACGUGGCGGGACGAGUAUGUGUACCACCAUCGCACGUCAUUGAACUUUCGGGUCCAGCGCUAUGUCCAUUCCACCCUUCACUUUGACCCAUCGGAGGUCGCCGAACCCGUGGGUCUUAUCUGCCGUUGCCUCACACUGUCGGACCGCUUCCUGGUUUGUGGAUUCGCCGACGGGACGGUCCGCCUCUUUGACCUCUUGACACUACUGCAUGUCAAUACCUUCCGGCCCCACCCGGGCGGCGGCCUCGGCCUCCACCCUCGGGCAGUUUCCGGGAUUGUGAUCUCUGAACCAAGGCUUGUGUUUGCAACUCUAGAUGGGGACAUCCACGUGGCAAUGAUCGACGGUGGGGCCCAGUUGCGCAGGGCCCACAUGGGCGAUGUGGUCAGUGAUGGGGCCCUUGUGGACUUUGCGGGCUGUGACAGGUGGUGGGUAGGACUGUAUGCCGGAGUGCCGGGUCGUGCCUUCCACAUAUGGGACGGUGACUCUGAGGAACUCGUCUUUGUGGGUGGGACAUUGACUGACCCGGAGUCGGUCCGGGGGUGGCAUAUGCUCACCGAGUUGACCCAAUUUGUCGCACGAGUCAGGGUCACGGGGCAUGAAUCCGCUGUGGCAUGUACCAGCACUCGCGCCAUCGCAAUCCACCUGAGAGACCAGGGGGUGAUCUUGGAUAGACACCGUUACAGGAGGGGUUUAAUUGUGACGGCAACAGACGCGAAUGCUGAAUCCUAUAUUGUCGUGGACACCCGGGGCCUCGCCGUGGUGCGCCGAGUGGAGACAGGGGAGGAGGUCUGCCGCCGGUUCACGGUGAGGGGGGCGUCCCAGGGCAGGGUAAUGGGCUGCAUGAACCUCGGGUACGCGCUAAUGUGUGUGGGGGGCGUGACCGAUAUAUGGGACGUGGAGCGUGGUGAAUACCUCUACAGCCUCGCCGAGAGGAUGGGGGAGGUGACGGCGAUCGUAGCAAACGAGCGGUACGUGGCAGCAUACUGCAGCGACGCUGCCAUGAUACACCUGUGGGACUUUGGUGCGCAGUGAUAACAGGAGCCAUGGUGAUAAAACGGGGCAAUAGCUGACUUGGUGACUCUUUGACCGUGGGGAGGAUUGCUGUAUGUGUCUAGGAAGCAAAAAUCUAAUUCACACCAAUCAACCGCUGUAAUUAACAGAUAUCAAUCCGACAUUAGGGAGACUUACUAGAUUUUGAUGGGAUUCUUCGGUUGUUUCUUUGUGGGGGUGGGAAGGAAGAGGGUGUUGACUCAUUGGUUUGGCUUUUGACUCUAACGUUUGACCUGGGUUUUUGGGUGGGGUGUACGGGGAGGGGACAUUUUAUUAAUUAGAGGGGUACUGAAAUUUGGAUUUGGUUGGUGGUGGUUUCAUUUCUGGACUGUACAGUCAAAUCAAAGGCCGGGGAGUCGCACACUCUGAUCAAGGCAAUAGGCUUUUUAGCGUUAGGGUCUCAGGUUCACUUGGUAGCGUAGCUUACCUUUGUAGGUAGCUACUGUCAUUUAUGUAGCCGUAAGCAAUUCUAUUUUCUUUUCUUUUCUUUUUUGAAAUUUUUAGGCUUUUGAGGCUUGAGAUGUAGCUGGCUGUCAGGAAGGAUCUGUCGUUACAUUGAUAUGGUGUCAAAUUCUUUUUUAUCAGGACGAAGAUUUGAUG